AUGUUCAGUUCAAUUGUUUUCAUGAACAGGACAUUGCGUCGACAGUGGAUAAGUGUUAUUCUUGUUUUUGUUAUAAAAUUGAACAUUGCGUCAAAUUCGCAGACAACACAAGAAAAUCCGGUGAAAUUUGAUGGUGAUUUUGACAGCUUCCUCAGGGAUCUAGACACAAUGGUAUACAAAUCUAAGAAACCCGAGAUUGUACCAGAACCGAAGACCACACCGCGUACUACAGUUGCUCCUAAAACUUAUCGAAGGAGUCAAAACGUAUUCAACACGCAAAAAGCCUUUCUGGCUGAUGUCCUGAUGAUGAAACUGGUUUCGUACUACGAGGAUAAAUACAAACUGACGCACUUGUCGUCUACUACGACGGAACGCAUCACUCUCGGCAAUAGCUUAGUGAAUACAAAUCGCGUAAGAAAGUACACUGUCGACCACGGCAGCAUGGACAGGAAUGAAGUGUUCAGUGUUCAUAACAGCAGACCUCUGCCGCCGAGUCGCCAUGGCCAUGAGUUGAACAGAAGGAUGCACAGAGAUAGGUUGUUUGAGAGGCUGCCAGAGAGGCAGCCAGAGAGGCAGCCAGAGAGGCUGCCAGAGAGGCUGCCAGAGAGGCUGCCAGAGAGGCUGCCAGAGAGGCAGCCAGAGAGAAUUCCAGAAAUUAGAAAGAUCGAAGACUACCCGAUACCUGAAGUGAUAGUUAUGUAG
Helicoverpa zea (corn earworm) is the source of this 702-nucleotide messenger RNA. RefSeq names its product nuclear polyadenylated RNA-binding protein NAB2-like. The coding region runs from base 1 to 702 and encodes 233 amino acids. The record is from RefSeq and is a predicted model, not a curated record. Lineage: Eukaryota; Metazoa; Arthropoda; Insecta; Lepidoptera; Noctuidae. The transcript is spliced from 4 exons.